GGCGUGCGUGGUUUACAGUUAAACUGCCCCUCGAAUAUAGUACGUGCCCCUCAUAUUUAUAAACAUUCUCAAUUUCCCCUUUUCGUAUCGAUAUCAAUAUUAAUAAUCCACCGCUAAAUAAACCUAACCAAAUCUCAAACUAAAAACUUCAAUUUCAUUUCAUUUUUCUCUGCUUACAAAACAUAAAACUCAGGUAUCAUAUUGAUAUCAAAAGAUGUUAGAGCAGUUACUGAUAUUCACAAGAGGGGGAUUAAUCCUCUGGUCAUGCAAAGAAUUGGGUAACGCUUUGAAAGGAUCACCGAUCGAUACUUUGAUUCGAUCGUGUCUUCUCGAGGAACGAUCCGGUGCGGCAUCUUACAACUACGAUGCACCUGGUGCUUCCUAUUCCCUCAAAUGGACCUUUCACAAUGACCUAGGUCUUGUCUUCGUCGCCGUUUAUCAACGGAUCCUUCAUCUCUUGUACGUCGACGAUUUACUUGCUGCCGUCAAGAGAGAAUUCUCUCAGGUUUACGAUCCCACGAGGACCGUCUACCGAGAUUUCGACGAGAUUUUCAAGCAGCUUAAGAUUGAAGCCGAGGCUCGCGCCGAGGAUUUGAAGAAAUCGAAUCCUGUUGUUGUUGGCGGGAAUAGGAAGCAACAGGCCACGUGGCAGGGUGAUGGAUCUGAAGGUAAGAAGAAUGGUGGUGGUUUGAAAGGUGAAGGUGGUUUGAAAAAUGAUGGUGGUGAUGGGAAAAAAGGGAAUAAUAAUAAUAAUAACAAUAAUAAAUUAGAGAAUGGCCGUGUAAAUGGUUCUAACUUGAAGAGUAAUGGUGGUAAUGUUAGUGUAAAUGGUAAAGAGAAUGAUAGUUCAAAUAAUGGGGCUUUUGAUGUAAAUAGGCUCCAGAAGCUUAGGACAAAAAGUGCGAAUGGAAAGAAGGCAACAGACAAUGUUGUAUCCAAAGCAGAGCCCAAAAAGGCGGUUAAGAAAAAUAGGGUUUGGGAUGAAAAACCUCCUGAAACCAAACUGGAUUUUACUGAUCAUGUGGAUGUUGAUGGGGGUGAGGAUAAGGAUAGGAAAGUUGAUUUUUUGGCUAAGGAACAGGGGGAGAGUAUGAUGGAUAAAGAUGAGAUUCUUAGUAGUGAUAGUGAGGAUGAAGAGGAUGAGGAUGACGAUGAUGCUGAGAAGAAUAGCAAGCCUGAUGCUAAAAAGAAGGGUUGGUUUUCAUCUAUGUUCCAGAGUAUUGCUGGGAAGGCUAAUUUGGAGAAGUCUGACUUGGAACCAGCUUUGAAAGCUCUGAAGGAUAGACUCAUGACUAAGAAUGUGGCUGAGGAAAUAGCUGAGAAGCUAUGUGAAUCAGUGGCCGCAAGUCUUGAAGGAAAAAAACUGGCUUCAUUUACAAGGAUAUCUUCCACAGUGCAGGCGGCAAUGGAAGAAGCACUUGUCCGGAUUUUAACUCCUAGGCGUUCUAUUGACAUACUGAGGGAUGUUCAUGCUGCAAAGGAACAAAGGAAACCAUAUGUUGUUGUAUUUGUUGGAGUUAAUGGAGUUGGAAAAUCUACUAAUCUUGCUAAGGUUGCUUACUGGCUUCUGCAACACAACGUUAAAGUCAUGAUGGCUGCUUGUGAUACAUUUCGGUCAGGAGCUGUUGAGCAGUUGCGGACACAUGCUCGUAGACUUCAGAUCCCUAUAUUUGAGAAGGGUUAUGAAAAAGAUCCUGCUGUUGUGGCUAAAGAAGCAAUUCAGGAAGCUUCGCGGAAUGGUUCAGAUGUGGUUCUAGUUGAUACAGCUGGUCGUAUGCAGGACAAUGAGCCAUUGAUGAGAGCGCUGUCAAAGCUGAUCUACCUUAACAAUCCUGAUCUGGUCUUAUUUGUUGGAGAAGCACUGGUUGGCAAUGAUGCAGUUGAUCAGCUUUCAAAGUUCAACCAGAAACUGGCCGACCUCUCCACAUCUCCUACACCCAGAUUGAUAGACGGUAUCUUGCUCACAAAGUUUGACACAAUUGAUGAUAAGGUGGGAGCUGCACUUUCAAUGGUUUACAUAUCUGGAGCUCCAGUCAUGUUUGUGGGAUGUGGACAGUCCUAUACCGACCUUAAGAAACUCAACGUCAAGUCCAUUGUGAAGACACUCCUUAAAUGAGGGAACAAACUAUUUUAUUUUCGGUUGCAAGGCUCUUCACCUGUGACCUGUCACGAAUGUUUUCAGUUUGACUAUUACCUUGAUGAUCCCUGUUUGUUAAUCCCAAUACUCUGUUGGCAAAACUGUGGCUAUGACUUUGGAUGCAAUUUGGUUUGUUUAAUAUUAGAAAGCUUUCUUUCUCCUUUUAUAUA
Molecule: messenger RNA, 2307 nt
Organism: Cicer arietinum (chickpea)
Lineage: Eukaryota; Viridiplantae; Streptophyta; Magnoliopsida; Fabales; Fabaceae
Biological process (GO): intracellular protein transport; SRP-dependent cotranslational protein targeting to membrane
Cellular component (GO): signal recognition particle receptor complex; endoplasmic reticulum membrane
Molecular function (GO): GTP binding; ATP hydrolysis activity; GTPase activity
Source: RefSeq, a predicted model, not a curated record